UCGCCCAAAACGCAAACGCAGUGUAAGAACAAGAUUGAGUCUAUGAAGAAGCGCUACCGGUCGGAAUCUGCCGCCGCCGUCGACGCCGCCGCUGCCUCCGCCUGGCCCUUGUAUAACCGUCUUGAUCUCUUGCUACGUGGAAAUACGGUCACGCCACCGCUGCCACUGCCGCCGCCGCCGCAGUCUCCUCCGAUGGCCAACAAUAACCCGCCGGUCAUUAUUGUGGAGGUCUCUCCGCCAGCUCCGCCGCCGUUUGUGGCGGCGCAGAAUUCGCACGGAUCCAAUGGCGUUGAUAGGAUUAAUCCCAAGGAAGAUGAGAUCGAAACCAGGCUAUCAGAUCACUUAUCAGACAAGAACAACAACGACAACAACAACAUCGAAACAGAUAGUAGCACGCCAGCAAUAUUAUAUAGUGACAAAGAUCAGAAGCUAAGGUCGAAGCAGCAACCGAAGAUGAAGAAGAACAAGAAGAAGAAGAGGAUGUCCGAGGAGUUGGAUCAGAUCGCGAGCAGCAUUCGGUGGUUGGCCGAGGUCGUGGUGAGAUCGGAGCAAGCAAGGAUGGACAUGAUAAGGGACAUAGAGAGAAUGAGAGCAGAGGCAGAGGCCAAAAGAGGAGAAAUGGACCUCAAAAGAACAGAAAUAAUUGCAAACACUCAGUUGGAGAUUGCUAAGCUCUUUGCAGCUGGUGGAAAAAAAGGUGUUGAUUCUUCACUAAGGAUUGGGAGAAGUUGAUGAUCAUUAAGAAACAUAAUCAAUCAUUAAAAAGCUUAAUUACUUUAUGCUAAUCAAUUAUGAUAUAUCAUAUAAAUUAAUCAAUGUACGUAAGUACAAACUGCCCUUUGUUUUAUUUUAGAAUUUUAAAUUAGGGAAAGAGAAAAAAUAGAUAAAAGGGAAUUAGGAGAUAAUUAACUUUAAUUACUCCCUUUACUCGAUGUAAGUUCUCUCUGAUUCAGCAUAAAUAAUGCUGUUUUGUUUUACUAAAAUAAUAAAAAG
Momordica charantia (bitter melon) is the source of this 993-nucleotide messenger RNA. Its product is annotated as sequence-specific DNA binding transcription factor. The record is from RefSeq and is a predicted model, not a curated record. NCBI's taxonomy places the organism in Eukaryota, Viridiplantae, Streptophyta, Magnoliopsida, Cucurbitales, Cucurbitaceae.